Messenger RNA from Paramuricea clavata, 1578 nucleotides. NCBI's taxonomy places the organism in Eukaryota, Metazoa, Cnidaria, Anthozoa, Malacalcyonacea, Plexauridae. The record is from the annotation of a GenBank genome assembly.
AUGAAGACGGCGAAGAAAGGUGAGAAAAUGGCAAAUUACGCAUCGAUGAAACCAAUGACUCUUGACGACACGCUAACACGAUAUCAAGUUGACCAAUUCAAAUCUGCCAAAGGAUCAAAGCAAGUUCCUUUCGAGAAAUUGGAUUUCUCAAUAUACAAGCCCUCGGCUAACAUGGUAGCCUAUACAACGUCCGAAGAACGAAUCCUACUAUGGAUUAAAGCUCUAUAUCAAAGAUAUAUUAUCGACCUUCAAAAGACCAAUGGCGCAAACAUGUGGUCACGCUGGGAAGAACAAGAAUCAUAUAACGACACAUCUAAAUGUGACAAAGUAAUCCUUUAUUUUGAGCAUAACUCAAGCAGUAUAAUCUCAAUAACAAUCUACACUAGUACUGGCAGAAUCCAUAUUCAAGGACAAGAUCGAGUCCUUAAAGAAUGGGGGAAUAUUGAAUUUCCUGCGCUACUCGCUACAACUUACUCGAACUUAUUAGACUUCCUCAAGCUAAUAACGACACCAAGUACUAUAAGCAAUUUAACUAGCACUCCAGAGGAGAAAACAUCGAAAGACAUGAAGAAUGAAAAGAAAAAUGAAGAAAAAACGACCCCACAAAUUAUACAAUCACCUGACACGACACCACGUGAAAGAUUUUUCUAUGUGGUUAAAUCCAACCUGGCCACAUUAGAAUCGGACUUUGUGGAACUUAAACAAGAUCUGCUAAAAAAGAUCGAAGAUGCUUUUGAUCUAAUUAAAAGUAAGGAUGAAGAAAUAACUGAACUCAAAGAAAAAUUGAACAGUGAAGAAUCAAAGCAAAAUGCCAUGCAACAAACAAUAAGUGACUUGACCCUGAUGCUACAUGAUCAGAAAGAUGAAACAUCAAAACUGAAAACAUCUGUUAAGAAAAGUCAAAGUGAAUUUGUUGAACUAAAAAUAAAAAUAAACACUCUUUCUUCAAACACUCACAAUGUUCCAGAGCAGCCCUCAAAGAACACUGACAGCCAACACAACAAAACCUCCACCUCUGAAACCACAAAUAUUCCUACAUCCAACAAAUAUUCGGUACUUGAUGACGAGUCCUCUGAGAAAAAAGAAAACAACCCCAGAGAAAAUGAAGGCACCCUAAACACACCUAACAACGAACAGUUUCAUACAAAAAUAUGCAGUAGCGAGACUGUGAUACUCUGUGAUUCAAAUGGCCAGAUGAUAGACACCAAGCUGUUAUGUCCUGAUACAACGUGCACAUAUAUAAGAUGCCCAACAUUUCCAACUGCCAACGAAAUAAUCAAACAAACCCAUUUCGUAGGAACAAAAACUGUAAUCCUACACAGCGGAACGAACGACCUUGAAACAGCUUCAGAUGAUGAGUCGUUAUCCUCAAGUAUUGUAAAUGUAGUGGAAGCCAUCAUACAGAAACUACCUAACUGUAAGAUAAUUGUUUCAUCAUUACUCCCAUGGCUAGACAAACUCCAUCACAACAUUGGCAUUGUUAACCAACUGGUGAAAGACAAACUUCAACAUAAGAAAAAUGUCCACUUGAUAACCCACAACAACCUUUUCCCCCUCAGACAACCAUCUUCGCGAUAA